AUCGAUCGGCUGCGUUGUGCAGUGUGGUGUUAUUAAAUUACUGAUUUAAAGCAAAUUGUGAUUAUAAUUAUCGAUUUAAUUAAGGUUAUUUAUAGAAACUGAUUCCACAUCAAUCAAAACCAUUUAUUUUUGGGAGUUAGACACCAAAUUCGUACAAAAUGAUGGAACAUGUACGCCAAUUUGAUUGGAAUCCCAGUGACAGAGAUACUGUCUUUUUAAAAGAGGAAGAUAUGGAUAAUAGUGCAAUAGAACGGAUCAUUAGGAACAAAUUCCAUGAUCCUCUAAUCUCAAGUGACUCUGAGGAUGACAAGCCUUCUCCAAAGAUUGACUGGAAUGAUGUGUUUAAGAGAAAAGAAGUUGGUGAAGGUCACUGCCAUGUAUAUGUAGCAGGUCUCCGUAAACCUCCUCCACACCCGAAACUCUCUGCUUUAACAAGGGAAGAGCACUUCAAAUUGCUUAAAGUGUUGUGUACAGACUACCCAAAAGUAUUGCCUGUUCAGUACAUACCAAGACCUACAAAGCAUGACUAUAAUCUGUUUGAGGCAAUAAAAGACAAAUACCUGGAAGAACAAAAAGAGUACAUGGAAUGGGCAAAGACACUAUGGACAAACAGUCAUUGUGGUCGAGCUUUACGACCGAAACCGGUACUAGAAAGGGUGUAUGAAGCUGAAUAUAAAAUGAAAGCUAAGCAACUAGAAUCAUUCCCAAAGAGCUAUGAGAUGGCAGCACAUAUUGCUUUACAUAACAAGAAUAAUAAUUGCAGUUUGACGCAUAAGAAAGACUUGAUUAAUGUAAAUUAUACAGGCCUACCAAAGACUGAAUUUACUGAGACUGUCCCAAAGAAGUUUGUUGUGAUACGACCAGGACCCCUGCCGGAGCCAUGCACCAAACACCCGUGCUGGUUUAUGCUACCAAAUGAGAAUAAUAUGACAGAGUUGCCAUUGACGGAAAUUCACAGGGAAUUAGCACAGUAUGCUUUAGAUAAUGGCACUCAAAACAUAGUGAGUGAGAGUGCCCUCAAAUGUUUAAUAGAAAUCGACCGACAUUGGAUGAUACCCUUAUCUGUGUAUCCGAUUAUUAAUGCAGACGGAGAAAAACAAAACGUAAUCGUGUUCGGCAGCGAAUUCUCGGCACAAAAGAAAUCGGCCAUGACACGCACGUACAGAGGACUCCAUCACUUGCUAGAAACCUUCUUUAUUCCGCCAGCAGAGAAAGCAAAAAUAUUCACGCGAAUGAAUUCCACAUCUUCCACGGAGAAACAAGUUAAUGCGACUCCAAAUGGGAAUACUAGUAACGGUACAAAGUGUGGCGUCACCAACCUAAGGGAGAGCUUCGAUGAUAUGGAUGUGACUAGUGAUGAAGAUGAAGGGCAUCUGUUCAUUGAUGAAGGCAAAGAACCCAUACAAAGUGAAAUAGAUACUCCACCAUGUGAAGAUAAAAAAGAGCCUUCAUCACCUCCUCGCGUAGGCUGUGUCACUAGAAGUAGUCCACAAUCUCCAAGUGCGAUAACGACCCCUUGUCAAGGGUUAGAUAUGAAGACAACAAUGAAAAGUACCGGAGUAACAGUGUCUAUGGUCAAAUCUGUAACGGCUAAGAGUCCCGUGGCUAUGAAAAAUGACAAAAAUAAUUCAAUAGACGAUUGCAGUGACAACUUCUACUCAUGUACUUGCAACGCUUUCUACACACUACCGCCGCCGCGGUCGUUCAGAAAAUGGCAAGUUAGGAACUUCACUAACAACGACCGAAUAGACUUGAUCGUUCACUGCUCACACAAACAUAGGAAUCAUAAUUCAGAGGUUUUAUUAGAACCUAUACCAGAAUAUCAGUUGGAACUGGGCGGGUCCAAGCAGUCCGACCAAAAGAUCAAGAGCUUAGCUCUCUCUUUGCUUUUAAGGAAAAACGCUUCAUUAGUAAAUGUAAGAGUAGACUGUUCGUCAGGUGAAGUCGUGACGAUAGAAACACUGACCCACGAUGAAUUUACGAAGCGACACGGCAACCUUACCCAGGAUAUAUCAAAUGUUGUAUAUGAGACUAUAAAUCAACUGCAAGGACUAUUACCUGGAAAUUAUAUACUCCAGCAUGAGCCAAGUCAAGGCCCGAAUGCUUUCCUUUUCGCGACUGGAGUAAAGGGUAGCGCAUAUAAGUUAGUCCUAGACUUUAACAGCCCGACUCCCGCCGAUGCUGACGAGGCUACCAGCGUCAAGUCUCCACCUGUGUUGACGCCUGUACUUCUCCCGAUGCAUAAAUACCGCAAGAUCCUGCCGUGCGCAUUCACCACCGACGAGCGACUGGUCGUGAAGGAGCCGAAGAAGCUGGUCAACAAGCAGAAGCCUCCACCGCAGGCGAUCAAGGGCGACGACGAAUGCGGCACACGUCGAAAGUGGCCAAAGAAGACGCGAUCUCGAGCGAAGCGCCGCGCUGCUAACCGAGUGUAGAUACUCAUUUUUGAAUUAAGAACGUAUCUAUUAAGAUGUUUUUGAUGUGAUGUACUGUAGAAUGGCAUAAAUGGGCUAUUAGAUGGUCCUAUGUCGAACAAAAUAAGGACUCAGGAUUAUCACCUGGGGGGUAAGGCUCUGAGAGUAGAACUCUGAGAGUAGUGUAAAAGGAGCGUAGAGUCUGAGAACUGAUAAUUUUAUUCACUACAAAAGGUAUAAAAUAUAUAAAAAAUAGCUGAUUAAGAGUCGAUUGUAAUGCCUAAGUUAGGUAAAUAAAUGAAUCUUACCUGUAUCUUGCUUGAUGGAGGAUAAAGUAAUGAAGCUUUCCAGGCUACGUUCUCCAAAACCAAUGUACACGGCGUUGUACAGAUUUAACGUGAUAAUUACCUAUUUUCUCAUUACUCAACAUAUGUACAGCCAUGAGCAAUAUAAUGCACCCAUUUUAGGACUCUUAUCACACUAACAUAUUUGACAAUUUGUCAAAAAAGUUAAUGUGACAUGGUAUAACUCCCGGCAAACUUCUUGAGCAUCGAGUGUCGUAGUGGGAGAAAGUUCGCGCACGUACACUUCCGUGCAAAAAAAAUGAACUUUUGAUUAUUUUCUUAACUUCAUUAAAAAAAACAAUUAUUAUAUUAUUUAAUUAUGGAAAUAAAACUAAACUUAUAUUAUUAUAGUUUAUUAAAACUUAUAUUAUAUUACCAUAUUUAAUAAAAAACUAAUCGUCAGGUAAGUAUAAUAUUCCUUCCAUGAGGUUGAAACCAGCAAUACCGGAGCUAGUGCUAGGUUUUGGAUCUGUAGACAUAGACCUCGUGCUAGUAACUAAUUCUUCAACUUAAACAAAUGAGCAAUAACAAAAAAAAACUAACAAAAGAGCAAUAACAAAAACGUGACAGUUUCACUGCACGCAAGUGUAUUCGGGAGUCAAAGGGACGAAGACAAGAGUGCGCGGGGGAAGUAUCGACUGAUCUACCAAUAGCCGGUCGAUGCGGGACUCACCCGCCCCCGCGCCCCGUACCGCACCACCAAAGAGAUCUAAAAUUCGGUUGUGCGCAGUCAAGGUCGAUGCUCAAGAAGUUUGCCGGGACCUAUACCAAAGUAUAUACAUAUUAAUGCUCGUGACCGUACAUACAUACAUAGAACAUAUGCAUGUUUGUUAUCGAUUAAAUUCACCAUAUUCCUAAUCUGUAUUGGGCUGGUAUUCCCUUCGCGGGUUGGAAGGCCAGACCGGCAGUCGCUUCUGUAAAAACCGGACCUGUCAAAUUUUUAGGUUAGGUAAGCGGACCCUGUGAAAAACGGGAUAAUGCUAGGGAGAUGAUGAUGUUAUCGAUUAAAUUAGUAGGUUAGACGAAGACAAAUCUGUACAACGCCAUCUAUAGUGUUUUUGGGGAACAUAGUCCCUCAUUGUAUAGUUUUUCACGCCAAUUUUUCUUUCUUCCGUAGUUGUGUAAUUGAUCCUCUAUAUGUAUAACGACCAGCGAUUUAUUAAAUAAAAACACGUUUAUAAUUAUACAAAUAGUAUAUAAUUUUAUUAUAAUUGUUGUCUAUAUUACAUGAUAUACAAUUCAAAAUAUACAUUAACUGACAGUGAGUGAGUAACCUAAUUAUAUAAUUUCAGUAUUAUGAGUUGUAUGUUAGCAGUUAACCAGUUUAUAUUACACUGAAACAACAUACCUGGCGAGUGGGUGUACUAUACACCUCUACCUAGUCCUUAAGGGAUACAGGCGUGAUGUAUUACACUGACGAGAAAUAAUAAAUAAUCAGUAACUUCUAAGCGGCCUCGUCGAAGUAGCCGUCUAACUGCGUAGAGAUCUGAAACAAUGUAAUAGUUUCAAUAAAAACACAUUCCACAAAUCAUAA
This is a messenger RNA of Pectinophora gossypiella (pink bollworm), 4292 nucleotides long. RefSeq lists its product as uncharacterized. Gene Ontology annotation, cellular component: transcription elongation factor complex. The transcript is spliced from 18 exons. The coding region runs from base 159 to 2435 and encodes 758 amino acids. Gene Ontology annotation, biological process: snRNA transcription by RNA polymerase II; positive regulation of transcription by RNA polymerase III; snRNA transcription by RNA polymerase III. Lineage: Eukaryota; Metazoa; Arthropoda; Insecta; Lepidoptera; Gelechiidae. The record is from RefSeq and is a predicted model, not a curated record.